AUGUUUCUAAACAAAGCUAAAAAGUUUAUCAAAAGAACUCCAUUCCUAAGUUCCGUGAGAUGCAAAGCUGCUUAUGAAGGCGAUGGAAAGACUACGGUCCGAGUAAUUAACCAAGAACAAGAUUCUGGACUUAUGAUUAACUCUUAUGCAGUAUAUGGGUUUAGGCUAAACAAUGGAGUCACAGUUUUGGGUCCCAUGGCCAUAUUUCCCAGGACAGUGUUAUCGUGGCAAGUGCGAGGCUCGUAUGAGGUGUCAGAAGAUUCUCUGCGUUUAUUUAAGCUGCUAGAACCAAAGAUUGAUUUGCUGGUGGUGGGUCUGGAGACGAGCGAGCGGCGCGCGGUGAACCUGGUGUUCCGCGCGGCGCGCGCGGCCCAGCUGAACGUGGAGCUGCUGCCCACCGAGCACGCCUGCUCCACCUUCAACUUCCUCAGCGCGGAGGGCAGGAGCGUGGCUGGCGCACUGAUCCCACCACUACACGUGACCGUGAACGUGGACGACAUGCUGGAGUCGCAGCUCCACUACCGCAACCUCUACCGUCACGACCUAAACUGA
Molecule: messenger RNA, 552 nt
Organism: Parnassius mnemosyne (clouded apollo)
Lineage: Eukaryota; Metazoa; Arthropoda; Insecta; Lepidoptera; Papilionidae
Source: the annotation of a GenBank genome assembly